AUGGAAGCAAUCACAACAAUCCAUCUCUUUAAGGAAGCUGACUUUGACUGCCUCAUACUCAUACUAGUCUACUGCACACCAUCCAUCCGUGGCAUGGAAGAGACGUUCAUAUGUUAUUAUCCUAUUAUCCGGAUGGAAGACUUGGAAAGAGAUGGAGGUGUUUGUGGGAAAAAAAACAAUAAUUUGCAAUGCUAA
Prunus armeniaca (apricot) is the source of this 195-nucleotide messenger RNA. The record is from the annotation of a GenBank genome assembly. Lineage: Eukaryota; Viridiplantae; Streptophyta; Magnoliopsida; Rosales; Rosaceae.